This is a messenger RNA of Hyla sarda, 1609 nucleotides long. RefSeq lists its product as uncharacterized. The record is from RefSeq and is a predicted model, not a curated record. NCBI's taxonomy places the organism in Eukaryota, Metazoa, Chordata, Amphibia, Anura, Hylidae. Bases 281 to 946 code for a protein of 221 amino acids. The transcript is spliced from 5 exons.
CUGGACACAUACCCAGGAGAGUAAUACUACUAACCUCUGCAUCAGCCUCAGCAUUUCCGGAUAUCUGCCCCAACUGGAAGGAGCUUCUAUGAAACAAUAGAUUCUUCCGGAUUUAACCAAGCUGGUCCACUAGGUCACUUUACUUCUAUCAAAAUAAAACCCAUUCAGUUACGCUGUUCUGCUGUGGCGUGCCCAAAGAAUAAGAUUAAGAAUAUGAGAUGAUGAAAGACGUCGCCACCGCCGCCGAAGAUAUUGGAUCCAUCCCAUCUCUGCAGCACGGAUGACCCAUGGAGUGCACAGCACUUUGUAUGUGGAGCUGCGCCAGCACCCCGAGAAGUUUGCAAGCUACGUACAGAUGUCUGUAGAAACGUUCGAUGACCUUCUUGCACGCAUCAGUGAACAGAUCCGUUGCCAAGACACCCACCUCAGAAGGAGCAUCUCACCAGAAGAACACCUCAUCGUAACCCUCAGGUUCCUGGCAUCCGGUGAGAGUUUGACACUCCACUUCCAGUUUCGCCUGGGAAUUUCCACCAUCUCUGGGAUUGUCUGGACCACCUGCAAUGCCCUGUGGGAUUGCCUUCUAGAAGAAUUUCUCCCACAACCAUCUCCAGAACUUUGGCUUCACAUUGCCGAGAAGUUCCAGGAAGUAACACAGUUUCCAAACUGUGUAGGAGCAAUCGAUGGGAAGCACAUCAGGAUCCAGAAGCCAACGCACACGGGAUCAGAAUAUUUCAACUACAAGAAGUUCUUCUUCACCAUACUUAUGGCUGUUGCGGAUGUGCAGUACAGAUUCAUUGCAGUGGACAUGGGGUCAUAUGGAAGAACCAACGACUCCCGUGGGUUCAGGAACUCUGUCAUGGGGAGGAGGAUCUACUCUGGUGAGAUGGGACUUCCUGAACCAAGGGCCUUUCCUGGGACUGAUGGACCUCCAAUGCUUUUGUUUUAAUUGGGGAUGAGGCCUUCCAGAUGUGUGGCAACUUGCUGAAGCCUUACUCUAGCCGAGGACUCGACCACCGCAAGCGGAUCUUCAACUACAGACUGUCACGUGCAAGACGCUAUGUGGAGUGUGCCUUUGGAAUUCACACGGCCAAUACAAUAGCACCCGGAUGUGGUUGAUCAGGUUGCUAAGGCAGCUGUUGUUCUCCACAACUUCAUCAUCCAGUGAUCCUGAGGAAGUGGAAUCAGCUCUGACUGGACUACAGCAGACAUCCAUAAGAUCUACGCAGGCCAUCAUGCAUCUAAGAGACAAUUUUUCACAGUAUUUCCUGACAGAAGCUGGCAGGGUGUCUUGGCAGGAUCGUAUGUUGUGAACUUUCUUGGAACAUUUUUUUUUGUCAAUAAAGAUCUUGUGCUUAUGUAUAUAUCAUGUUGUGUUUGUACACAUUGCUUGCAUGAUCUUGUGAGGGUGUAGAUUGUAUGCCCCAGUGUCAAUUUCACACUGGGGCGUACAAACUGCUACCUCCCCUAUAAUGCUAGCAAAUUAAUAUUUCCCCAUUUUGUGUAAAUUUUGAUUUCAACAUAGUAGAGUUGUACCUUCUACCACACCAUUGUACGUAAAACACUGGGUGGUAAAAGACCCUUACUAUCCUGAAAGCAAACCCUAGAUUUC